GGCGCCGGCGCUGCGUCAGUCGACGAUCUGGCAGCCCCUGCGCCCCAGCCCGCGCCUCUUGCCCCGCCCUCCGCGACCAGCUGUUACUACGAGUACCGCGUGCGAAGUGGCGUCCUCGCACUGAUAAAUAAGGAACAAUGAAUUGUCGGGACGGCUGCGUGCGGACCACCAUCUGACCCUUUGCGGCGCUGCGGUCUACGCCUGCCAACCCAGUAUCCGUGCGUUGUGUGAUCUAGCCGCUGUGUGUGUGCUGAAUUAGAGCGGAGAUGUCGUCGACGUCGUUCAACUUUCCGCCGCAGAGGUACUCGGCCGUUUACACCAACGACGGGGCAACUAUUGCGAAUACGGUGUGCCACACCCCCACGGAUACCGAGGCGGCUCCCCCCGCACCCUCAGUCACGCCUCUCCCUCGUCGUUCACUGUUUAGCUGUUUUCACUGCGCGUUUCGAAAGCGCUUCAAAGAGAUACGGAAAAACAAACACGCCGCUAAAAGCAAGGUCGCUGUGCCUGGCAAAGAGGAAGAACGUUGGCGCAGCAAAGAUGAAGGCGCUUUAUUUAAGCGCUGGCGGCGUACCACCACGCCUGCCGAACCUGACUCUCCUGCACCUGCUGCACCCGCAGCAGCGCAGCCCUCGGACCUUCUAAAGUUCCUAGCUAUUAAUGCAUUAGAGUUAUCAGCCCCAGCAUCUGAUGCGCUGCUGAAGUCCCGCUCCUCGGAGUGGUUUCAGCUAGCAGGUCAUCCAGGUUCCCUGGCGCCUGCUGGUCCCGGCACCGUGUGGAAACGUCGCGCGCCCGGAGAUCACCCGCAACAUAAUCCGGAACGCGACGCGUACGAAGCUCUCACUACCUGUCCGCAUAUGAGCUCAGCCAUCCCGCGCUUCUACCGGGAACUUGAAUAUGGUGGCGAGAGAUUUAUUGAGCUCCAAGACCUCCUUCACGGCUUCCGCGAUCCUCAUGUCAUGGACAUCAAGAUGGGCACUCGUACGUUCCUAGAAGAUGAAGUCAGUAACGCUCGUGCUCGCACCGACCUGUAUGAGAAAAUGGUGCGACUUGAUCCCAAUGCCCCCACUGAAAGCGAGCAUGCAGCACGUGCCGUCACUAAAUUGCGCUACAUGCAGUUCCGUGAACAAUGCUCGUCUUCGGCCGAACUUGGCUUCCGCAUUGAAGCAGUGAAGCUCCCUGGACAACCUCCGCUCACCGAUCUACAGAAGGUGCGCGAACCAGACCAGCUUGCCGCCACCGUGGCGAGGUUCUUCGGCAACGAUGAACGUGCUCGGCGAGCCGUAACCGCGCGACUUCGCGAAAUCAGAGAACUAUUCAAACGCUCAGAUUUCUUCAAAACCCAUGAAAUCGUCGGUAGCAGCAUAUUUAUCAUUUAUGAUGAUGAGCGUGUUGGCGCCUGGUUGAUCGACUUCGCUAAAACCAGACGUGUCCCGGAAGGCACAGAAGUUAACCAUCAAGAUCCUUGGCAGCAAGGAAACCACGAGGAGGGAUUCCUUUACGGUUUGGAUAGAUUGAUACAAACGAUAGAGAAUGCGCAGUUGCCGGCGCAAGAUGAUGAAACGGCGAGUGAGCCGGAUGUGUCACGCUGAACUCACGGCGAGAGGACCCUGGACUCGCCUCGCGGUCGUUAUCACCGCCUGACAGGCGCCGCGCUUGCGCCUGAAUCCGCCCCAGUUAAGCCUGCGCCCACCCGUUGGCGCAGGGAGGAGUAGCACGAAAUUCGUGCAUAUGAAUGAGAAUUAAGAUGUAUUUGAAAAUUCUCUAUGAUUGAAUUAAUCGCCUAAUGUUUUGAUCUAGUCUUAAAUUAUUUUAAUACAUGAUAUGAU
Molecule: messenger RNA, 1829 nt
Organism: Hyposmocoma kahamanoa
Lineage: Eukaryota; Metazoa; Arthropoda; Insecta; Lepidoptera; Cosmopterigidae
Gene: IP3K1
Product: inositol-trisphosphate 3-kinase homolog
Exons: 5
Coding region: 267-1592 (441 amino acids)
Biological process (GO): inositol phosphate biosynthetic process
Cellular component (GO): cytoplasm; nucleus
Molecular function (GO): inositol-1,4,5-trisphosphate 3-kinase activity; inositol tetrakisphosphate kinase activity
Source: RefSeq, a predicted model, not a curated record